AUGAACCACUGUUUACCAGAAGUUUGGCCAGUAUCCGGUAAACUGGGAAGGUUACUCUCAUUCCCAAAAGAUCUACAUGAGGGCAAAGAGCUUACCACUAGCGAGUGUGACCCGACAUUGUUACAAUUUCGAGUCAUGGUCGAUAGCUAUACCGACAGACCGAUGGGUAUGCCAAUUUUUGACAGCUAUCAAGUGAUGGUGCGGGCGAAUGUCCAUCUCGAUACUGACGUCGCAAAAUGGACGUUGCGAAAGUUAGAAAGUUAG
Plasmopara halstedii is the source of this 264-nucleotide messenger RNA. RefSeq lists its product as uncharacterized. The transcript has 2 exons. The record is from RefSeq and is a predicted model, not a curated record. Bases 1 to 264 code for a protein of 87 amino acids. Lineage: Eukaryota; Oomycota; Peronosporomycetes; Peronosporales; Peronosporaceae.